Molecule: messenger RNA, 591 nt
Organism: Hermetia illucens (black soldier fly)
Lineage: Eukaryota; Metazoa; Arthropoda; Insecta; Diptera; Stratiomyidae
Gene: pen-2
Product: gamma-secretase subunit pen-2
Exons: 3
Coding region: 101-406 (101 amino acids)
Biological process (GO): Notch receptor processing
Cellular component (GO): gamma-secretase complex
Source: RefSeq, a predicted model, not a curated record
GGAGAACAGCUGAUGGCGUUGGUCAUCAACAAAUCCGAGACAAGUGGGCGAAAGUGGCUGCAGAGUUUCCUUUAUCGUUCAAAAUAGGCUUUUAUUCGUCAUGGAUAUUACAAAAGUCCCCAACGAACGCAAGUUAGAGUUGUGCCGAACAUAUUUCAGAGCUGGAUUUGCAUUUCUUCCCUUCGCAUGGGCUAUAAACGUUGUGUGGUUCUUCAAUGAAGCAUUCAACAAGCCUCCGUACGAGGAGCAGAAACAAAUACGAAGAUAUGUCCUGUUCUCGGCUUUGGGUGCUGCGGUUUGGCUAGUGGUUCUCAUUGCGUGGAUCACAAUCUUCCAAACUUACCGAGCACAGUGGGGAGAAGUUGCGGACCGAAUGAGUUUCAUAAUUCCUCUGGGGAAGCCGUAAAUUCCGUCAGAAUGGGAUUGUGUUGAGCAGAAUGGACAUGUUUUUGUAUUAAGGCGUAUUUCCUCUGUCCUUUGAUGGCUGGAAGUGAUUGAUAUUGAGUGUAGCAUUCUUGAUAUAUUAAGACAUAUUUAUACCACGGAAAUUAUCCACUAACAUAUUCUCGCAAAUAAAUUUUCAUACCCAAA